UACAAAAUGGACGGCAAUAAAGAUGAGGCACUAAGAUGCCGUAGACUUGCUGAUAAUUAUCUCAAAGAUGGGAACAAAGAGAGAGCUUUUAAAUUUCUCCAUAAGGCACAGAAGCUUUAUCCAUCGAAAGAAGUUGAAGAUUUAAUUGAAAGUUUGUCAAAGAAUGGUAUGUCAACUGGAGCCAAACAUGAGACCAGGGAUGAGAAUCUACGUCACAGAACAGCAAAUGGUAGUGCCACUCAUAGUGCUCCAGAGGAGAAAAAUUAUACACCAGAACAGGCGGAGGCUGUCAAAAAGUGUCGUGUAUUUAUGCAGAGAAGACAUAAUCAUGGUAGGCGCCACAGGCCUCAGCAAUUUCAUGAAGAGGAAGAAAAUGAGCCUCCGUUGUUGCACUCGUUAUUGCAGUUUAUGCCAAUCUUGUUAUUAGUAGGAUUAUCACUGAUGAGUAGCUUUAUGCUACAAGACCCGCCUUAUUCAUUAUCUAGAACAGGUUCUUAUUAUAUUCAAAGAGAAACACCCAAACGCAAGAUUCCUUUUUAUGUUCAGGAAGGAUUCGAAGAUCAAUACGAAAAUAAAAUUCAUAUGAUAGAAAAAAGAGUGGAAGAUGACUACAUAGGCCGACUCCAGUCCCAGUGCUACAGAGAGAGACAAUACAGAGAAGAAGUGCGAGCUCGUGCUCGUUUUUGGCGAGAUCAGGCUCUACUGAAUCGAGCAAAUGCAAUGCCGAUGAAAUCGUGUGAAGCACUGGAAAAAAUUGCCGCUUAGGGUUGAUGCAGUCGCUGAACAGUUAAUUCUUUUUAUAUAUAAUCAAGGCUACCGUGUUUUUUUUCUUUCGUCUUCUUUUCGCUUUGUCCCGGUGUGGUCGGUUUUCACAGAAACCAACUUUCAACUUAGUCAAUUCGGUAGACCUAGAGAUAGUUUUGGAAGACUAUUCUAUUCCCAAAAUGUUAAUUUUUGUCAUCCCAGGAUCAAAAUUAAAUCUAAAUUAAGGAAACGGUACUUUUUAAAUGUUGUAACAUAACGAAAUUAGUAUCCUGUAAAGGCUGCGUUCACACGUGGUUCCUUAAAAACUUUGUCGGGCGUUCACACCAACCGCCGAUGAGGUCGUAAUCGGCUGUUGUGUUUGGGCACAUGGUGUUUUUCUACAGCCAUUGACGUGAAAGAAAAUAGUCCAGUUUUAGUUUGCUUUCCAUGCAAAAAAUCAAUAUGUUAGUCGCGGGACGGCAUUUUCACCGACGUCAGUUCAUAGAUUUUUAAUUAUGUGCAGAAUAAAUGUAUAAGUUGAACCAGCAGUAUCAGGGAACAGGGAAGACAUAGCUAGGAAUUUUUUAGAGAGGAGAAAGGGGGGAGGGGGGGUGGGGAAGAGAGAAAAUUCCGCAAUUCUGCGUGAGCCACGUGAAUUAGCUAACACCGCUGUUCAUUCUUGCAAAGAAUGAACAGCGAGGGAAGGUGGAGGUGAACCAACCUGAAGCUACGCCCCUGGGGCAAAAACGUAUGCGAGUGUUAUCAACGGAUCACUAUAUAUUGAGGUUCUUGAUACUCUGCAUAAAUUUUGACCCCGUCUUUCCCAAUAAAUUCCGUAGCGUACAGAAAGAUUAGCUGAAAACCAGACCAAUUAGUCCCUUUAUGUUCAGACAACUGGGACGACCGCGAUCGGCCAGAUAGAAUUGAGUUUAUGUUUCGGCCAGGUUUGACAGAUACCGACUGAGAAACUCCUCUAUACGAUUCUUAAAAAAAA
Molecule: messenger RNA, 1738 nt
Organism: Pocillopora damicornis (cauliflower coral)
Lineage: Eukaryota; Metazoa; Cnidaria; Anthozoa; Scleractinia; Pocilloporidae
Product: dnaJ homolog subfamily B member 12
Biological process (GO): cellular response to misfolded protein
Cellular component (GO): endoplasmic reticulum membrane
Molecular function (GO): Hsp70 protein binding
Source: RefSeq, a predicted model, not a curated record